This is a messenger RNA of Oenanthe melanoleuca, 1403 nucleotides long. RefSeq names its product dynein light chain LC8-type 2 (gene DYNLL2). Gene Ontology annotation, biological process: microtubule-based process; cilium assembly. Gene Ontology annotation, cellular component: cytoplasmic dynein complex. Gene Ontology annotation, molecular function: dynein light intermediate chain binding; dynein intermediate chain binding. NCBI's taxonomy places the organism in Eukaryota, Metazoa, Chordata, Aves, Passeriformes, Muscicapidae. The transcript is spliced from 3 exons. The record is from RefSeq and is a predicted model, not a curated record. The coding region runs from base 150 to 419 and encodes 89 amino acids.
GCGCGGCGCCGGGGCGCAGAGCGCGCGGGGCGCCGAGCGGAGCGCAGCGGAGCGGGCUGAGGCAGCGCGGCCGGGCCUCCUGACACCUCCUCCUCCUCGGUGCCGUGCCUCGCCCUCCCGGGGUGGCCCUGUCACUGUGAAGGUUCACCAUGUCUGACAGAAAGGCUGUGAUCAAGAAUGCGGACAUGUCCGAGGACAUGCAGCAGGAUGCUGUAGACUGUGCUACACAGGCCAUGGAGAAGUACAACAUAGAAAAGGACAUUGCAGCAUAUAUCAAGAAGGAAUUUGACAAGAAAUACAACCCAACUUGGCAUUGCAUUGUUGGCAGAAACUUUGGCAGCUAUGUAACACACGAGACAAAGCACUUCAUCUAUUUUUACUUGGGUCAGGUUGCAAUUCUUCUCUUCAAGUCUGGAUAGGAAGUAGGAGCGAUUGAAAUUUGGACUGUAAUGCACUGAUGGCUGAAGCCACGACUCCCUCUAACAUGGCUAUGCCGCUGCAUGGACUGUAUACUAUAUUUAAUGUGUAUAUGUUGCAGUAAAAAUCUACUUCUGUUUAGUUGCCUGGGAAGAAGGCGGCAUUUUUUUGUUACUGCUUUUUUUGGUUGUAUUGCACUAGGAAACCUGUAAAUGCUUAAACAAUGGCCUUUACGUGGGAAGAAAUAAAACUAUUCCACAACAGCUCCCUCACUGGUAACUCCUUCUUUGAGGCUGGGAAAACUUUUUUUGGGCAGGCCAAAAGCCCCAGACUUCCUUACUGAGUCCUGUUAGACUGUUAAUCUUGCAAAGAGGAGCAAAGCCAGUGUGAGCCUCUGUCCCACCCUGCAGACUGUAGAGAGCUGGCUCUCCCAGUACCCUCGGGGCAGGUCUUAGACCUUCCCUGGAAGCUGGUGGGGUGGCUCUGGGUGACGUGGCUUCCACACCCAAGGUGAUCUCCACCUUUGACUGUGAUACAGGCUUGCAGCUGGCACCCUCGGUGUUCUUGCUCAGUGCCCUUUGCUGUAUUUUUGGCUCUGCUGAAACAUUGACCUAGACUUGAUAAGUGACUCAGUGUGGUCUAGAAGGCUUCAAAACCAGCCCCUGAGUUCCUGCUUGUUGCAGAAAGCAGCAAUCCUGUGGCUGAAGUCUGUAGACCUUGAUACUGAGUCUAAAGCCACGUGGCCCGGCCCCACAAUGGAGUAGGAUAUCAAAUUGGUGACUACUGACAACAGCUCUAUUGGCAUGUUUGUAGCCAGUUGUCUCAACACUGCCUUAACUUGAUGCUCUCCUUAAAGCAAGCUAGUCGUGUGGAAGACUUGUAAGUGGCCACUGUCUCUUUUAUUUUAUUUUUUUUCUUUGAUUUUAUUUUCUGUAGCUAAUAAGCUAUUUCCGGAGGGUUGUCCUCCAUGUUCUGAUAUCUGCUUU